UUCCUUCUCUCUCAACUCUGACCUCUAAGCAAGCUACUGAGAAAAUCUGCAAACAAGAAACAAAUAGAAAGGAUGGCAAGCACUACAGAUGCUGGAGAACAAGUGCCAACUUCGUCCAUGCUGAUGGGAGCUGCUAAGCAUAUAGGGACGAGAUGCCGUGGCGAGAAUUUGGCAUUUUUGAAGUGCAAGAAGGACGACCCGAACCCUGAGAAAUGUCUCGAUAAAGGACGCCAAGUUACUCAAUGCGUGCUUCAUCUGUUGAGAGAUCUGCACCAGAACUGUGGAAAAGAAAUGGAUGCAUACGGUGGGUGUAUGUAUUACCACACUAAUGAAUUCGAGUUUUGCCGUAAAGAGCAAAAGGACUUUGAGAAAGCGUGCCCACUCUGAUCAGUGUAUCAACGAAAAAAAUGGAUGCUUGUGAACAUAAUAAAAUCGCGGAUUUCUUCUGUUGAAUUCGAAUGUACUCUUUUAGAUUGAUGAUUUGUCUUUUCUAUUCCUUCCUUUUGUAUGGUAUCAGAAAACUAAUUUCAGUAUCGAGAAAUGCGAUCAGGGAAACCCGUUUAAGUAUCACGAUUCUUGAUUUUUUUUUUACAUUUCGAGUUGCUGCUAUAUAGUCUUGUGUUCGUUUCAAAUGUGAAACAGGAUGUAUGGCUACUUAUUUGAUAUUUCUAUCUUGUUUUCAUGCCAA
Messenger RNA from Erythranthe guttata (spotted monkey flower), 688 nucleotides. The record is from RefSeq and is a predicted model, not a curated record. Lineage: Eukaryota; Viridiplantae; Streptophyta; Magnoliopsida; Lamiales; Phrymaceae.